Molecule: messenger RNA, 1476 nt
Organism: Arabis nemorensis
Lineage: Eukaryota; Viridiplantae; Streptophyta; Magnoliopsida; Brassicales; Brassicaceae
Source: the annotation of a GenBank genome assembly
AUGCAACGAUCUCAUGCUCGUUCCAGUUUGAAACACAAACCAGAGAUGGAUCAUCUCAACGUUCACGCUCGACCUGGCCAACGAUCAUCGCCGUCGUCGUCGAUCGCUAAACCCAAGUCGAAACCAACGAAAUCGAUUAUCCUCUUAAUCAUCGCUUCCGUUGCUAUCGCUUUGGGGUUAUUGUCUGCUUGCUAUUCAAUUUUACUCUCCGGUAGGAAUCGGAGAAGCUCGCCCCGGUACAGCGUCGUGAUCGACGGCGGGAGUUCGGGGACCCGAGUUCACGUUUUCGGGCAUCGGAUCGAAUCCGGGAAACCUGUUUUCGAUUUCGGUGGGGGGAAUUACGCUAGUUUGAAAUUGAGUCCUGGUUUGUCGGCGUACGGUGAUAAUCCGGACGGAGCAAGCGUCUCAGUGACGGAGCUGGUGGAAUUCGCCAAGGGGAGAGUUCCGAAAGGAAUGUUGAAGGAGAGUGAUAUUAGGUUGAUGGCGACUGCUGGGAUGAGAUUGCUUGAAGCAAAUGUUCAGGAACAGAUUCUUGAAGUUACAAGAAGAGUUCUUAGAUCUUCUGGGUUUAAGUUUCGAGACGAAUGGGCUUCUGUUAUCUCUGGAUCUGAUGAAGGUAUAUAUGCUUGGGUUGUUGCCAAUCAUGCGCUUGGUUCUCUUGGAGGUGAUCCCUUGCAAACAACGGGGAUCGUUGAGCUCGGCGGGGCUUCUGCUCAGGUGACAUUUGUGUCAAGUGAGUAUGUGCCUCCUGAGUUCUCGCGUACGAUAUCCUAUGGAAAUGUUUCAUACAAUCUCUAUAGCCACAGCUUCCUCCACUUUGGACAGGAUGCAGCACAUGAAAAGUUAUUGGAAUCACUUCACAACUCAGCUGCAAACUCUACAGAGGAAGGAAUAGUGACUGACCCUUGUACUCCUAAAGGAUACAUCCUCGACAAAAAUUCACAUAAGGAUUUAUCCGGAUUCUUAACUGAAGAAAGCAGAUUUACAUCCUCAGUUCAAGCUGCUGGUAACUUCUCAAAGUGCCGAUCCGCUGCAUUCGCCAUGUUGCAGGAAGGAAAAGAGAAAUGUCCGUAUAAGCAUUGUUCUAUUGGAUCAACAUUCACACCUAAUCUUCAAGGAAGUUUUUUGGCUACAGAGAAUUUCGUCCACACCUCGAAGUUUUUUGGGUUGGGAGAAAAGGAUUGGCUGUCUGAAAUGAUUUUAGCCGGCAAGAGAUUCUGUGGAGAGGAUUGGUCAAAGUUGAAAGCGAAAUAUCCAACAUUUAAAGACGAGAAUUUGCUUCGGUAUUGCUUCUCAUCAGCAUAUAUUCUCUCGAUGCUUCACGAUAGUCUUGGUUUUGAUCUUGAUGAUGAAAGAAUCGGGUUUGCGGAUAAAGAAGGAGAAGACAUACCUCUAGAUUGGGCAUUGGGAGCUUUUAUACUAAACACUGUGACGGCCACUUCUGAUUACAGUGGUAAAUCUAGAAAAAUUCUUUGA